AGAAAAUAAACUAAGUGAAGUUAUAUUCGUAAUUAAGAUUGUCUAACUUGAAGCAAAACACACGUAAACCACGUGGGUAGUUUUUAACCGAUUAUUAAACAAAACAUUACAAAUGGAGUAAGAGAUCAAUCAUGUUUUAUCCGAGGUUGCAAUCGUUUAUACGGUGUUCGGAACAAAAUUGCGUAUUAAAGAAACAUUAUCAUGGAAAUAAGAAGUAUAUGGCAUUAAGGACAAAACGUGGAGCUGGACAACCAAAGAAUGUUUUUGCUUCUGUGCCAACGCUUCAUGCCUUGAAACGAGGAGAACAAUAUGCUGUUCGGUACACAGAUAAAUAUGGUGUUCGGUCAGAUAAAUUUGUACCAAAAGGAAAACUACCAGCGCCCCGCUGGCAUUGGGAUUAUGACUUAACCGACGAAAACAAAAGUUUCUUGAAAGAAAUUUCAAACGAUGGAAAUAUUGAAAUGUUGCAGCAAGCAAGACAAUCACCAUUAAAAGAUUCUGAUUGGCCAGUAUUACCAUGGCAACCUGGAUCUAAGAGAUGCGGUGCUGUUGGAAUUAAACUAGGAGUCCACCCUAUUUGGUUUAAAGAUGGCACAUAUGCCAACUGUACUUUAAUACAGAUUCAAGACUGCCAUGUGAUUAAGUAUUUUUCUAAAGAGGAAUACAACACCAAGACAGCCGCUGUCAUCAUUGGGGGGAAAAAUGCAAGUCCUUUUUAUAAAAAUGAAAAAUAUCAUGAGUUUUGUCGUGAGGCUGGAGUGCCAGUUAAAGCAAAAUGUUUUCGUUUUUUGAUAUCAGAGAACGCAGCUUUGAAGCCGGGGACUGAAAUAACUGCCAUGCAUUUUAAACCUGGACAGUUUGUUGAUUGCACAGCACAAAGCAUUGGCUAUGGAUUCCAAGGUGUGAUACAACGCUGGCACUUUGCCGGUGGACAUGCAAGAAAAGAUAAGAAGUGGAUGCGAAGGCCUGGAUCAAUUGGAGGAAGCCAAAUAGGAUGGGUGAUGAAGGGAAAAAAGAUGGCGGGUCAGUUGGGUGGGACGAAUGAAAUCACAAGAGGACUAAAGGUUUUAAGGAUCAACACUCGAUAUAAUGUGUUAUAUGUGAAAGGAAGAAUUGCGGGGCAUAUUAAUCAGUUUGUGAAGAUUGCUGACAGCAGCCUGUACAAAUAUCAACCACAAAGUGAAGAAGAAAAAGACAAACUAAUUGGACCAUUUCCCCGUUAUAUACCAGAAUUCUCAGAUGAAGAACUGCCAGAAGAAUUAUAUGAUGAUAAUGUUUUAAGUCUUAAUUCACUUCCUAUUGUAUCCUAGUAGAAAUACAUUUCAUAUUUUAAGUUUUGUUCUUUUUGUAAAAGUAAAUACUCACACUACACUAUCUAUUGCAUUGUAUUUAGUUUUACAAGCGAAAAAGCUUUUACCACCAGUGGAAGUUAUACAAAA
This is a messenger RNA of Ciona intestinalis (vase tunicate), 1439 nucleotides long. Its product is annotated as large ribosomal subunit protein uL3m-like. Lineage: Eukaryota; Metazoa; Chordata; Ascidiacea; Phlebobranchia; Cionidae. Gene Ontology annotation, molecular function: structural constituent of ribosome. Gene Ontology annotation, cellular component: ribosome; mitochondrial large ribosomal subunit. The record is from RefSeq and is a predicted model, not a curated record. Gene Ontology annotation, biological process: translation.